Ixodes scapularis (black-legged tick) is the source of this 2202-nucleotide messenger RNA. RefSeq names its product cardioacceleratory peptide receptor. Gene Ontology annotation, molecular function: vasopressin receptor activity. Lineage: Eukaryota; Metazoa; Arthropoda; Arachnida; Ixodida; Ixodidae. The record is from RefSeq and is a predicted model, not a curated record. The transcript is spliced from 9 exons. Gene Ontology annotation, cellular component: membrane. The coding region runs from base 5 to 1765 and encodes 586 amino acids. Gene Ontology annotation, biological process: G protein-coupled receptor signaling pathway.
ACCAAUGGCGACGGAGGUGACCGCCGUCGACGGCACAAUGAACACAACCUCCGGAAACGCCACAUCGGAACCUGAGCUGGAACUCUUCUAUUUCUACCAAGCGGAGACGCUGACGUUCCUGUGGAUACUGUUCGCCAUGAUUGUGCUUGGAAAUAGCGCCGUGCUGGUGGCCCUGACGCUCUCCAAAAGCAGAAAGUCCCGAAUGAAUUUUUUCAUCAUGCAUCUCGCCAUCGCCGACCUCGCCGUGGGCCUCAUCAACGUGCUCACGGACAUCGUGUGGAAAACGACCGUCGACUGGUACGGCGGCAACGUCGGCUGCAAGCUCGUCAAGUUUGCCCAGAUCCUGGUGACGUACUCGUCCACGUACGUGCUCGUGGCCCUGAGCAUUGACCGUUACGAUGCUAUCACCAACCCCAUGAACUUCUCGGGAAGCUGGAAGCGUGCCCGGUGCCUGGUGGGCCUGGCGUGGGGCGCCUCGUCUGCCAUGUCGGUGCCCGCGGUGUUCCUGAGCCGCGAAGCCCUGGUCCGGGGCCGGCUCCAGUGCUGGAUCGAGCUGGAGCUGUGGCAGUGGCAGCUGUACAUGACCCUGGUCGCCUGCUCGCUCUUCUUCGUGCCGGCCCUAGUCAUCACCGCCUGCUACUCCGUCAUCGUCUACACCAUCUGGACCAAGAGCAAGAUACUCUCCUACCCGAAGCUGCCGUCCGCCAAGACAGGGUCCAACAACCACAAGACGGGCGAACCUGACUCGGACACCAAGAGGACUAGUUCUCGCGGUGUCAUCCCCAAAGCCAAGAUUAAGACCAUCAAAAUGACGCUCAUCAUCGUCUUCGACGCAGACGGCCAUUGCUGUGUCCACCUUCGUACAGAGCCUGGCGCCGCUCAACAGCGUCGCCAACCCGGUCAUCUACUGCCUCUUCUCCACAAACCUCUGCAGGAAUCUCAGGUCCGUGGGGCUCUGCAACUGCCUGGCCGAGCGCCUGUGCGGCUGGUGGCCGUCGACACCCCGGCGCUCGUGGCGCGAGCAGACUGUGAGCCGACCCUCGGAGUGCAGCACGAUGACCGAGUCCCUGCAGCAGCAGCAGCGCUCCUCGACACGGCUCCAGCUCCGGCAGCACCGCCGCGGCACGCUGCUCCGGAGCACGGACUCGACCGACGCGCACGUCCGGAACUCGCACGUCUGACCCCCGGGACGGCCGGACGUCGGGUCUCCCGAAGGACACAACGGAACGCUCACGUGACGACGGACGCCCUCCGCGAUUGGACAGAGUGCCGCGUGACUCGUCGGAGCAGAAAGCAGCGUCGUCGACGGAAGCGACACGGAGCGGUGGGUGACCGAACGUCCGUCGCUCGGCGGCGGCACUCGACGGAUGGAUGGAUGGAUGUUAACGGCUGUACCCUUGAUAACGGGCGGAAGCUCGCGCCACCUAGCCCAGUAACAGACUGCUCGGACUUCCCAUCGUUGGCACCCCGAGCAAACUUCUCACCCUCGACCCGUCCAGCCAGCCCGUCCCCAACGGUGUGCCCUCCUUCAGAAGGCCUCCUAGACAUCGAGGCCUUCUACGUCACCUGCCGAAGGCCCGAAGGGAGCGAAACAGAGACUGUAAACGUGCACUGCCUCAGUGUUCGGUUUGGGGUCGUGUUUGGUAAAGCCGCAGUCCCACUGCUUACACGUCAUACAAAGGAGGCUGACUUUCUCUGCAGACGCGAUGAAAGAAAUAUAUCAAGCAGGUUCGAAUUAAGCGGGUUUACUUUAUAUGCGAAUUAAGCGAAUUCGCUUUGUACAUGCUUGCAACAUGUACGCAGAGAGUUUUUGUAGGGCCACUAUGACAGGGCCGUCAAACAAAAACAAAAGAAGAAAAACACGCCUCAAACAGUGUUUGCCGAAAGUGUCUACAGUGUUGUCUACGGUAAGCGAAAACACGACUCUCAGCCGAAUGCUGAUGCCCCACUCGUGUCCAAUUCGUCGCCCGCGUUGGCCUCUUGUGGGUGACGUCAGAACUCCAGCUGUAUGGCCUUGUUCAAGAGGAGCUGCUGAGAAGGCGCCCCUCGUCCCUCUCCUGCUGACCGCCUCGAGGCUCCUGGAAUGCGAGAUCCCUCUGCUGUGUUCUCCGUUACUUCGUGAAUGUCACGUGUGGGAUAUUCGUUAACUAAAAAUUGUAUUUUCAUGUGUCCCGGUUUGUGUCCCGGUAUUUUUGUGUGUCC